Caenorhabditis remanei is the source of this 696-nucleotide messenger RNA. RefSeq lists its product as uncharacterized. The transcript has 4 exons. Lineage: Eukaryota; Metazoa; Nematoda; Chromadorea; Rhabditida; Rhabditidae. Bases 1 to 696 code for a protein of 231 amino acids. The record is from RefSeq and is a predicted model, not a curated record.
AUGGCAUGCCUGAAUCUAAACUUACCUCCAAACAAGACCAAAGUGUCCGUGAGGAUUGCCUUCAUUUCGAAUCAAUCGGUUGAUCGGCGAUUCUCGAAUAGUGUGAAGACGGUAAUGAUUGAUUUGAAAGAUUCCACGCGUAGAUUGACAGCAAAGAAAACUAGCCAUAUCGACAAGUACACAAAAAUCGAGUUCACUGCAACCAUCGUCGCCAUGUUCUUGCCUCCGAUUCCUUCACCUCCCUCACCAUCUUCUCCAGAUUCAGAAUCAUUCUCUUCUUUAGCUCUUGGCGGAGCGAUGCACAAGUUUUUAUCAGUUACUCCAUGGGGACACUGUGAUCCGGCUGGUCCAAACUUGAUAUCAUCCAGAAAUGUCAUCCUCACAUACAACGUUCGAGCACCCCGCCAUUAUUUGCCGAGCCAGGGAAACAGAGAGAACAGUCAGAUGAUGCAUCCCACAUCGGAGCACCGAGUCACUGAAGAGGAAAGAUUAAAGAGAAGAAGAAAGAGGAAGCCCACACGAAUACCAAAAAAGACUGGAAUCUCCAAGGAACCCACCCAAGAGAAGAUGUCUUGUGCGCCCACCCACCGAUUCCGAACGAAGUUCGUCGGCAUGAAGCGUGGACGUCAUCCACCACUCAUAAAGCAUACACAUUGGCAGCCCACAAUGCUGUCCAACUUGUUAAUUCCUUGUUGA